This is a messenger RNA of Galeopterus variegatus (Sunda flying lemur), 1995 nucleotides long. RefSeq names its product cortactin-binding protein 2-like. The coding region runs from base 196 to 1995 and encodes 599 amino acids. The record is from RefSeq and is a predicted model, not a curated record. The transcript is spliced from 4 exons. NCBI's taxonomy places the organism in Eukaryota, Metazoa, Chordata, Mammalia, Dermoptera, Cynocephalidae.
UGUCUGCUGCCAAGCAGUGCCCCAGUGCCUCUUGGGUUUGCCGAGUCACUGGGAUAAAAAUGAUCCUUUACAAAGCCUUAGGAUGUAUGCAUCUUUUUUGGGAAUAGUUUUUUUUUUUUUUCAUUGCCUUGUUUUUUGUUUGUGUUACAGAAAAAAGAGUUUGAUGUGGAUAACCUCAGUAAAUCCGAGCUGCGGAUGCUGCUCAGUGUGAUGGAAGGGGAGCUAGAGGCCAGAGACCUCGUCAUCGAGGCCCUGCGGGCUCGCAGGAAGGAGGUAUUUAUCCAGGAACGGUAUGGGAGAUUCAAUCUAAAUGACCCAUUCUUGGCACUCCAGAGAGACUAUGAAGCAGGUGCUGGUGACAAAGAGAAGAAGCCAGUUUGUACCAACCCCCUCUCCAUCCUUGAAGCAGUCAUGGCCCACUGCAGAAAAAUGCAAGAAAGGAUGUCUACACAGCUGGCUGCCGCUGAGAGCAGACAAAAGAAGCUGGAAAUGGAGAAACUUCAGCUACAAACCCUCGAGCAAGAGCACAAGAAGCUGGCUGCCCGCCUCGAGGAGGAGCGUGGCAAGAACAAGCUGGUGGUCCUGAUGCUCGUGAAGGAGUGUAAACAGCUCUCGGGCAAAGUCAUAGAGGAGGCCCAGAAGCUAGAGGAAGCCAUGGCCAAGCUGGAAGAGGAAAAGAAGAAGACAAAUGAAUUAGAAGAGGAACUCUCUGCAGAGAAACGCAGAAGCACAGAAAUGGAAGCUCAGAUGGAAAAACAGCUCUCAGAGUUCGAUACUGAACGGGAGCAGCUUCGUGCCAAGCUGAACCGCGAAGAAGCACACACCACUGACCUCAAAGAGGAGAUAGACAAGAUGAAGAAAAUGAUCGAGCAGCUGAAAAGGGGAAAUGACAGUAAGCCAAGCCUCUCUCUCCCACGGAAGACAAAAGAUAGGCGUUUGGUUUCUAUAUCUGUGGGGACAGAAGGACCUGUGACAAGGUCUGUUGCUUGCCAGACAGACCUGGUGACAGACAGCACUGACCAUGUGAAGAAGUUGCCUUUGACUGUGCCUGUAAAGCCUUCCACAGGGAGCCCCCUAGUCUCUGCAAAUGCAAAAGGGAAUGUGUGCACCAAUGCCACCUUGCUCAGGCCAAGUGUUGACAGGCAGGCUUCCCAUUGUGACUUGAUUGGCUCCUCUCUACCCACUCUCCCACCUCCAAGUGCAAGCAAAAUUGAAGAAAAUGGACCUAGCCCUGGCUCAAUACCAGACCUAACAAGUAGCGUACCCCCACUUCCCAAUAACACUGGUCCUCCCAUUGCUCAAGCCCCAGGCACAGCUCCCCAGAACCACUCACAGGCUCCGCCUGUACACAGUUUACAUUCACCAUGUGCCAACACGUCUUUGCAUCCAGGUCUAAACCCACGAAUCCAAGCAGCUAGAUUUAGAUUUCAGGGCAAUGCUAAUGACCCGGACCAAAAUGGAAAUACUACCCAAAGUCCUCCAUCAAGAGAUGUCUCUCCUACAAGUCGUGACAACCUAGUGGCCAAACAGCUUGCUCGGAAUACUGUGACCCAAGCACUGUCAAGAUUUACAAGCCCUCAAGCAAGUGCAGCCCCAAGGCCCGGAGCCCCCCCUACGGGGGACGUUGGCACCUACUCUCCCGUUGGUCGCACCAGUUUAAAGACUCCCAGUAUAGCACGAGUUGACAGAGGAAAUCCUCCUCCUAUCCCUCCAAAAAAGCCAGGGCUCUCCCAGACUCCUUCUCCACCACACCCCCAACUCAAGGUUAUCAUGGAUAGCAGCAGGGCCUCAAACGCAGGGGCCAAGGUUGAUAACAAAACUGUGGCUUCGCCUCCUUCCAGUUUGCCCCAAGGGAACAGGGUCAUAAAUGAGGAGAACCUCCCUAAAUCAUCCUCCCCUCAGCUGCCACCAAAACCAUCCAUAGAUUUAACUGUGGCACCUGCAGGCUGUGCUGUUUCAGCCCUGGCCACGUCUCAGGCUGGUCACCCUCCCUAA